AUAUCUACAUCUGGCAAUGCUGUUACGUAGCUCUGUUUAUUUACCUUUUUUCAAAACGCAGCAUGGCGAUUGAAAAUCCAUGUUUUUGGAAUGAAUUUGAAUUAAAACAACCGCCUUUAGUGACCCUGCAAGUGGAGGACACGGGCUUUGCCAAAAAUGUCUUCGUGGUUAUCAACAGGUUCCUGCAACAGUUGUCCGAACCGGAUGCCAAGGAUUUUGAUGAAACUGCGGCGCUGAUAGGACGACUGAUGGCGCGCAGGAAAAACUCCUUCCGAAAUAUGCCUGGAUUCCGGGCUGUCUGUAAGCUAAAUGCUGCGCUGUGCCGCCUUCUCCGCUUGGACUUGGCCAGGGACUUGGAGCAGUUCCGCGGUGCCCUGCCGGAUGCUUGCGAUGCGGAUCUCGCGGGAGCCAUGCCCACGCGAAGCAGCUUGGAAUUUAUAUUGGUGCGCCUGCUGGGAUUCUUUCAUCUCCACGAGCGGAUCAGGGAUUGCUGCAUCACGGCAGCUACCUAUUUUACCCAACUCCUUCGGAAUAACUUCUUUAUGGACUUUACUACGUUACUAAUCGCUGCUAUUGCAAAGAUCAACAAACUCAGCAUCAUGCAGGCCAGCAAAAGUGCUACUCUUUAUAAUAAGCUGCGCCUCCAAGUAACCAAAUUUCCACAGGUAGAUAAGCACAAGUUCCUGGCGGAGAAUCAGGAGUUGCCUUUAAAAUUACAGCCUCUCAAGAGCACACUUAACGAAACGAAGGACGCCGCGACACCCGCUUUGGUGCUAAAACCCGUAAAGGUAAUCACCAAGGUGGAAAAAGCCAAACUGAAGGCUAAAUCCGACGUAGGCACUGUUAUUGCCAGGGAUGACACACCCGCCCAAUGCGUAACCAAAACUAAAUUUAAUGAGGAGGCUCUCGCCACCGUGGCGGAUGCACAGCAGUUUAUUGCCCGUGAGUCCAAGGCCAGAAAACAGAAUCCUCCCCCAGAUACCUGCUUAACCAAGAAAAUAACCAAGCACGAGUGGCUGGCCGCCCAGACGCUUUUCCAGCGCAAGUUGUCAAAGGAUCCCGUCAAGGCCUUAAGCAUAUUUCGCAAGUUUAUUGUAUCUAAAAUAAAGUAAAUUUAGACAAAA
This is a messenger RNA of Drosophila rhopaloa, 1124 nucleotides long. RefSeq lists its product as uncharacterized. The transcript has 2 exons. NCBI's taxonomy places the organism in Eukaryota, Metazoa, Arthropoda, Insecta, Diptera, Drosophilidae. The record is from RefSeq and is a predicted model, not a curated record. Bases 63 to 1112 code for a protein of 349 amino acids. Gene Ontology annotation, biological process: positive regulation of Notch signaling pathway. Gene Ontology annotation, cellular component: nucleus.